Fusarium odoratissimum NRRL 54006 is the source of this 1102-nucleotide messenger RNA. RefSeq names its product cell cycle arrest protein BUB3. NCBI's taxonomy places the organism in Eukaryota, Fungi, Ascomycota, Sordariomycetes, Hypocreales, Nectriaceae. Gene Ontology annotation, cellular component: kinetochore; bub1-bub3 complex; mitotic checkpoint complex. The transcript is spliced from 4 exons. Gene Ontology annotation, biological process: mitotic spindle assembly checkpoint signaling. The record is from RefSeq and is a predicted model, not a curated record. Gene Ontology annotation, molecular function: ubiquitin binding. The coding region runs from base 1 to 1047 and encodes 348 amino acids.
AUGGCUCCUGCGACUCAAUACGAACUUUCACCGCCCCCAACCGACGCGGUCUCGGCGAUCGCGUUUGCGCUGUCCUCUGGAACCAAGCUCCUUGUCUCAUCAUGGGAUAAGAAGGUGUAUUGCUACGAUAUCGCAGGUGGAGCUGGCGAGGCGACUCUCGUCAACACAUACGAACACCGGGCGCCAGUCUUGGAUGUUUGCUUCGGCGCCAAUGAUAAUGAAGCUUUUACUGCUGGCGUGGAUUGGUGUGUUAACAAAAUCGACUUGGAGACUGGUGAGAAGACCUUGCUGAGCAAGCAUGCUGCGCCGGUGCGAUCUAUAGCCUACAGUCCAAAGUUUUCAAUCUUGGUCUCCGCGUCUUGGGAUUGCAGCUUGAACCUCCAUAACCUCAGCGAUCCUUCAAGCACUCCCAUAAGGGUCUCCCUCCCCGGCAAGCCCCAUGCGCUGGCUGCUAGUCCUACAAAGAUCGUGGUUGCCAUGGCCGGCCGUGUUAUUAACAUCUACGACCUGAAGACCAUUGUCGACCUAUUCGCAACUGGCUCAUCUGACCUGCAGCCAUGGCAACAACGUGAAUCAUCUCUGCGAUAUUUGACACGCGCAGUGUCCUGCAUGCCCAAUGAUGCCGGCUACGCCACUAGCAGUAUUGAAGGCCGUGUUGCAGUUGAGUGGUUUGAGGACACAGCCGAGUCCCAGGCUCGAAAGUACGCCUUCAAGUGCCACCGACAAGCAGCACCAGAUGGUGAUGGUGAUAUUGUUUAUCCCGUAAAUGCUCUCGCCUUCCACCCUGUUCAUGGAACAUUUGCUUCAGGGGGUGGCGAUGGCACUGCUGCUUUGUGGGAUGCAGAAGCAAAGCGACGACUUAAACAGUACCAGAAAUUCCCCAACAGCGUUGCUGCGCUUGCUUUCUCAAGUGACGGGAGAUAUCUUGCCGUGGGUGUUUGCCCCGGUUUUGAAACUGGCCAGGAGGACUACAGCGGUGCCGGACAGACAUCGGUAUUGAUCCGUGAGCUUGGUGAGAACGAAGCCAAGGGUAAGGGGGCCAAAUAGGCGGGAACGUGUUGGACAGUCUUGUUAUCCCAAAAGGCGUUCUGGUGGUUGCGGG